Alosa sapidissima (American shad) is the source of this 682-nucleotide messenger RNA. RefSeq names its product DNA translocase FtsK 1-like. Lineage: Eukaryota; Metazoa; Chordata; Actinopteri; Clupeiformes; Clupeidae. The transcript has 2 exons. The coding region runs from base 1 to 390 and encodes 129 amino acids. The record is from RefSeq and is a predicted model, not a curated record.
AUGAAGGCAGCGCUCUCCCCCUCGGACGAGGAUUCGCCAGAAAGGGAAAGGACUCCCAAGAAGGCCCGGAGAGUUCCGUUGGUGAAGAUCACCCCCCUGAAGACGCCUGCUGCUCCGGCAGACCCGAGCCCCAAGCGCAAUGUCUGGAGCCCCUCCAAGGUCACGGCCAGAGCCAGGCGUUACCUGACGCGUAGAGGCGCUCUGGGCGCCAGCCCGUCCAAGCCAGCCUCCCAGGUCCCAAAGAUUGAGCCAGACCCUCAGCCGACGAGGGAGCCAGAGGCGGACCCUCAGCCGACGCCGGAGGUGGAGGUUGACAUGGUGCCAGACACAGACACAGACCCAGAACCGGAGGUGGCAGAGGACUCAGAGGACCCAGGACACCAGGCGUAGAGGACUCAGAGGACCAAGGCACCAAGCCCCAAUCCCCCAUUCAGAACUCUCCCACCCAACACCAAAUGUUCAUCUAGCCCCAAUCCCCCUGUUCAGAACCCUCCCUCCCAACACCCAAGUUCAUCUAGCCCCAAUCCCCCUGUUCAGCCCCACACCACCCACAAUCUUUCCCCUGUUCACUGCACUGCAGCACUUUGAUUGUUCAGCACUUUGAUUGCUCAGCACUUUGAUACUGCCGGUUGUUUGUAAAAUGUGAAAUAAAAUUUUAUAUUUGAUUCUUUUUUUAUUUUUU